This is a messenger RNA of Tripterygium wilfordii, 627 nucleotides long. Its product is annotated as DNA-directed RNA polymerase I subunit RPA12-like. Gene Ontology annotation, cellular component: RNA polymerase I complex. The transcript has 6 exons. Bases 75 to 440 code for a protein of 121 amino acids. Gene Ontology annotation, biological process: termination of RNA polymerase I transcription; DNA-templated transcription. Gene Ontology annotation, molecular function: zinc ion binding; nucleic acid binding; DNA-directed RNA polymerase activity. NCBI's taxonomy places the organism in Eukaryota, Viridiplantae, Streptophyta, Magnoliopsida, Celastrales, Celastraceae. The record is from RefSeq and is a predicted model, not a curated record.
CUCGGUUCUCUCUGUCCUUCCUUCCCGCCCUGACGAACCUGUAAGUUCGUAAAAUCCAUCUAUUCAUCGUAUACAUGAAAGCGUAUUCCAUGGCAUAUUCAAAAGGAAGAGAUUUUUUGUUCUGCGGCUUGUGUGGGACAAUGCUAACUUUAGAUUCGACUAAAUAUGCUAAAUGUCCUUUGUGCUAUUAUAAGCGAAACAUAAAAGAAAUUUCUGGAAGAGAAAUAUCUUAUAGAGUCAGUGCCGAGGACAUAAGAAGGGAGUUGGGCAUAUCACAUUUUGAUGAAGGGAAGGUGCAAAAGUCUAAGAUCAACAAGCAAUGUGAAAGAUGUCCGAGUACAGAACUUUUAUAUUUCAGCAGACAAAUGAGAUCAGCUGAUGAAGGCCAGACUACCUUCUAUGAGUGCCCCAAAUGUGGGUAUACAUUCUCUGAGAAUUAGUAACUCAUCAGAUAUGAGACUUUUCAUUCUUAGCCAAUCGUUGGCACUUUCUUCUUGGUUUGAAGGCCAGUUGAAUCAAUUGCAGGCAGAGAAAUCAUUCUAUUUUAUGUUGUAUUAUGUCAUUAGUAUCCUUAAUGUUGUUAAACUUACAGAUGUGUGCAAUUGAUUCGGCUAUAAGUUUUGAGUU